UUGUCAAAAAAUCGUUUGUGUUUUCUCAUAAUCAUCGACGGUUUUCUGCUGUUUCAUCUCGCGGUGUCGGUUUUCGGGACAAUAUUACUGCAAAUAAAUAGAAUUUUAUUUUAAAACGAUAGAGAUUGAUCAUCAAGAUGAGUUCCAUUGGUACAGGUUACGAUUUGUCCGCAUCGCAGUUCUCGCCGGAUGGACGUGUCUUUCAGAUUGAGUAUGCCGCGAAAUCGGUGGAAAACAGUGGUACGGUGAUCGGUCUUCGUGGAAAAGAUGGUGUAGUUCUGGCAGUGGAAAAGUUGAUUACCAGCAAAUUAUACGAGCCGGAAUCCGGAACGAGGAUCUUCACAAUCGACACUUCGAUUGGGAUGGCCAUCAGUGGAAUGAUUGCCGAUGGACGUGCUGUAGUGGACAUUGCUCGACAGGAAGCGGCCAACUAUAGGCAGCAGUACGAUAGGCAAAUUCCGCUGAAGCAUCUGAACGAUCGAUUGUCCAGCUAUUUCCAUGCCUACACGCUGUACAGUGCGGUGCGUCCGUUUGGAGUUAGUGUAAUUUUGGCCUCCUGGACGGAGGAAACGGGGCCGGAGAUGUAUAUGAUUGAUCCGUCCGGUGUGUCGUGUGGAUACUUUGGAUGUGCUGUUGGCAAGGCCAAACAAACCGCCAAGACUGAGAUCGAAAAGUUGAAAUUGUCACAAAAGUCGGUAAAUGAGUUGAUCACUACCGCAGGAAAGAUAAUCUACCAAGUACAUGACGAAUUGAAGGAUAAGGACUUUAAGUUGGAACUUAGUUGGGUAUGCCAAGCGUCCAACGGCCGUCAUCAGGUUGUCCCGGAAGAAUUGUACGCUGCAGCCACCAGAGCAGGACAAGAAGCGGUCGACGAGGAUGAAAGUGAUAAUGAAAUUUAAAUUUUCCGAUUUGCGUUUAUUUCAAAGGGUGGGAGAAGCUUCUUUCGAUAAGUUGGCUUUAAAAAUCUGUAAUUUUGAAUGAUAAAAUAUAUUGAAAAAACAAGUA
Armigeres subalbatus is the source of this 1005-nucleotide messenger RNA. It is a transcript of the gene Prosalpha7, whose product is annotated as proteasome subunit alpha type-3. The transcript has 4 exons. The record is from RefSeq and is a predicted model, not a curated record. Bases 138 to 899 code for a protein of 253 amino acids. Lineage: Eukaryota; Metazoa; Arthropoda; Insecta; Diptera; Culicidae. Gene Ontology annotation, biological process: proteasomal protein catabolic process; ubiquitin-dependent protein catabolic process. Gene Ontology annotation, cellular component: proteasome core complex, alpha-subunit complex; nucleus; synapse.